Messenger RNA from Prunus armeniaca (apricot), 384 nucleotides. The record is from the annotation of a GenBank genome assembly. Lineage: Eukaryota; Viridiplantae; Streptophyta; Magnoliopsida; Rosales; Rosaceae.
AUGGCCCCCCCACCAAGAUUAGCAUGGCCAUACCAAGAGAAUCCUCUCAUUGCACAGAUAGCUGGGGUGCCAGAGCAUGGAGAAAUCCAAACUGGACAGAAGGGAGAAGCCCUUCCCGUCCAGGAACGUGAGGUCCUAGUCCGGCCAGAAGGCCCUGCACCAGUUCAUAUUCAGCAGAACCAGCUAAAGCCUCAGCCUAUUCCACAACCCGUGGCCCCACAUGAUCAGCCUUUGGCACUUCUGCCUGAACCACCAACAGUGUUGCCCUACAGACCCAGAAGGAUGGAUUCCAAUCCAUCCCCUCCACUUGCAAGAGGAAGAAGAGGCAGAGGGGGAAACAACCUUUUUGCUAACAAUGACAGGAACAGGCCGAGGGCAAACUAG